AUGACGCUCCUUGACGCUCAUCUGGAGCAAAUUUCUCUUUGCGCUGCCUCAAUCGCAGAGCUACCGUAUGACCCCUCUGGAAACAGACGGAAUACGACAUUCAACCUCAAUGGCGGAGGCUCCACCAUUCUAGGUGGCGGCGCAAAUGCAGUCCGGGCUCCACGGCGGAACACAGCAGUAGCUGCUGUCCUGGGAACGGAUCUAGUAGAGAAGAUUCGACGAGGAGGCGGAGGUGGGGCUGGCACUGGCUUGGGCUACCGUACCUUCGAUGGGAGCAACAAAAACGAGGUGGACGUCGAAGUGUUAUUAGAGGGUGCCGAGAAGCUCCUCGGGGUGUACCCGAUACCCGGCGCAAGAGAGAGAAUCGCAUCCAUGCGCCAGCGACACAGGAGAUUAGAGGCAUCGAUAGAACACUACGAAUACCGCAUUGCAGAACAAACCACGCAACUAGGUAGGUUGAACCGAUCACGGGAGUAUAUGGACGACGAACCAGGGGAGAUCGAAGCACCUGUGGAAGCACUGGUCUUCGUACCGAUGACUGAAGAAGACCUGAAAAGGGAAGAGGACGAAGUUCGGCAGUUGGAACAGAAGAAGAGAGGAUUAGAAGACCGAAACGCACUCCGCAACGGGGCUCGAGGAUUUGCGCAGCAAGUCCUUGCAGGUGCACCGAAACUCUAUAGCAAGCACACGUCACAAACAGCGCGCUUCGAGGCAACCCGUCCAAUCUACCGCAAUGCCGUUGAAGGGGGUCUGAUAAAGGGCCAAAUUCCCACUGAACUAGGUGGCACUUCGAAUAACCUGAUCGACGCCGCAAUUGUAAUAGAAGAGUUCUUCGCUGUGGAACCAAGUGCUGCUUUGACUAUCUUAGGCACGGGAUUGGGCUUAACCCCGCUAAUUCUAGCAGGAAGUGCCGUGCAACAUGACACGUUCCUAAAGCCGUUCCUGAGUGGUGAUGGAGAACCACUGGCAGCAUUUGUGCAUUCUGAACCCGGUGGAACGGCCAAUUGGCUUGAGAAAGGUGCUCCAGGACUACAGACGACGGCUUGGAAGGAUGGAAAUGAGUGGGUUGUGAAUGGAGAGAAGCUCUGGACUACCAACAGCGGCGGCUGGGGCCAACGCGGUGCUGACCUCCAAUGCGUUGUCUGUCGUCAAUCUCCUCCCAAUAUCCCUCAAGAUCCGAACUCCGACCCAGUAUCAAACAUUCUCAUUCUUAUCGUUACUGGUGAAGAAAUCGCCAACAACGAGCCUUCUGCCUACACCGUCGUAUCUGACCCUGAACUUGUAGGAUACAUAUCCACCAACGGCCCUCAUUCCCGCUUCACGAAUUUCCGAGUUCCAAGUGCGAAUUUGUUGUGCCCACCAGGGCGAGGCGCUCAAACUGUUGAACAGACAUUCGGUUGCUCUGCCGCACUUGUCGGCGCGAUGAGUGUAGGGAUCAUGCGUGCUGCGUUCGAGGCCGCGCUCAAAUUUUGCAAAGCUGAUGCUCGCGGCGGCACGGUGCCAAUCAUUAAGAAACAAAGCGUUGCAGACAAACUGAUUGACAUCAAGAUGAGAGUCGAAGCCGCUCGAGCACUUACAUGGAAGGCGCUAAGCACUCUCGAGAAUGGACCCUGUGGAUGGGAGAACAAACUUGAGAUUGCAUUGGAGGCAAAGAUCUGGUGUAGUGAUCAAGCGCCGAAAGCGGUUGUGGAUGCCAUGAGCAUUGUUGGAAUGAAGUCUUACGAUAAAGAUUUGCCUUUUUCACGCCUUCUGGAAGACGCCGUCUGUCUGCCUCUUUUUGAUGGAGGAAACAUUGGAGUCAGAAGAAGACAGCUUGAGCGCAUUUUUCAGAAAGAGGAUUAUGAGCCUUGGGCUGCGACAUACACAUAG
Lindgomyces ingoldianus is the source of this 1869-nucleotide messenger RNA. Its product is annotated as acyl-CoA dehydrogenase NM domain-like protein. The record is from RefSeq and is a predicted model, not a curated record. Bases 1 to 1869 code for a protein of 622 amino acids. Gene Ontology annotation, biological process: butyrate catabolic process; fatty acid beta-oxidation using acyl-CoA dehydrogenase; attachment of spindle microtubules to kinetochore. Gene Ontology annotation, molecular function: flavin adenine dinucleotide binding. Gene Ontology annotation, cellular component: spindle microtubule; DASH complex. Lineage: Eukaryota; Fungi; Ascomycota; Dothideomycetes; Pleosporales; Lindgomycetaceae. The transcript has 6 exons.